CUCACCACGAUUUCCGGGUUCAAUCCCAAUAUCUCGUUCUUCCCUGCCAAACGAGUCAAGGCGAUCAACGAAAGACUGGGGCAUAACCGACUAGACCAACUACUCGAACAAAUCCGCGCGCUCGUUUCAACGAAGAUCAAGACCGCCUGUGCCAUUCCGCAGUCUUAUAUUCAGCGGCGGCACUCGCUAAGCCAGAGCCACCAGUUUCCUGAUUGGGCCAGCAUCCAAGCUCAUAUCUCUGGUUUGUUACUAUCCACUUCUAUCAGACCUUCAGCCUAUUUCGAAGCCGUUCACCCAGUCUAUCCGUUUCUGUCCCCCGACACAUUCCGUCAGAAAGCCACAGCCGAGGACCUACCCCAUCUGCUUGCUGCUGACCGCGCUUGGGCGGCAUUGUUCUAUGCAAUUGUUGCCAUUGGAUGCCAGAACAACGAAGGAGGCAGCUUUGAGGUUGGAGUGGGUGAGGCCUGGCAAUACUUCGAGCGGUCGUUGUCGUAUUUUCCAGACUUGGUGUUCGGUCGCGGCUCAUUGACUGCAGUUCAGGCAAUCUUUUCAUCCACGGUGUCUGCCUUCCAAUUCGAACCCCUCAUGUUGUCAGAAGCCAGCAUGAUGGCGCAGGCACUGGGCUACCACCGCUCGAACGGGGUGCAAGAAACAGCUCACCGGCGCACCUUCUGGGUGCUCUACUAUCUUGAAAAGACCUCAUGCUUUGGCACGGCAAGGAACUCAGUCAUCGACGACUCCAACAUCAGUUGCGCCAUUCCCGACGUGCUCGAAUCUUCCUUUGGCGACUACGACUGGUUCUUCUGCUUCAUCAAGUACGGCCGUCUGGUCUCGAAAGUCCACCAGUCGCUCUUCAACGUCAGCGCCGUGAGCCAGCCCUUGCAUACGUACAACUCCACCGUGAACAGUCUACGUUCGGAGCUAGAGACCUGGCGUCUGGCGAUCCCCGCCCGAUUCCGGCCGGGCGAGGUCCCGAAACCUCGUCUCUUGCGUGAGCCCUUGGCUCUCAAGAUCGCCUUACUCACGCACUACCUGUACUUCCACGCUCUUCUCACCCUAUCGUGGACCAUCCUCCACGUAGGGACCGCGCGGGUCGCGGCGGCGCAGCAGGACGUUCUGAAACGAGAACUGUUGCGCACGGCGAGAAGUGUUCUUGAACUGACGGCCUUCAUUGAGGUGGCGCCCUCGACGCCUGUUUGUCGGAUUGAGUAUGCCAGCAAAGGAGCACUUCCCGGUUCUCUGGUGGCCGAGUUCGCCCACCUCGCCCGACAGUACGUGUCGGACGUCAGGACUGGCAAAACGCAGGCGGGCGGCGAGAUUAUCCGCGCGCGGAGGUCUGUCGAGAAAGGAGCAGCAGGAGCAGCAGCGCCCGUCGUCACUGAGGGAGGGGUUCUGGCAUCGACGACCGCCCUUGGUGUCCCAGUUGGCAAUCCGUUGAUGGAUGCCAAUCGGCCCCAAGAGAUCGAGCUCGAUCCGACGGCGCCCGUCCAGCCCUGGAGUCCGGCCUCGUUCGACCCUAUCUUCUUUCCGCUGCUCGAUGAUCCGAGCUAUGCGCUGGAUGACGUGCAGUGGUUGGGGAUAGAUGUUAUGGGGCUUUUUGAUCAGUUGUAUUGA
Aspergillus japonicus CBS 114.51 is the source of this 1614-nucleotide messenger RNA. RefSeq names its product fungal specific transcription factor domain-containing protein. NCBI's taxonomy places the organism in Eukaryota, Fungi, Ascomycota, Eurotiomycetes, Eurotiales, Aspergillaceae. Gene Ontology annotation, molecular function: DNA binding; zinc ion binding. Gene Ontology annotation, biological process: DNA-templated transcription. The transcript is spliced from 5 exons. The annotation marks the transcript as partial. The record is from RefSeq and is a predicted model, not a curated record.